GGUUAGGCCGCCGCACGCCGGAAGUGGCGGCUGGAGCGGGAGCGCUGAGGUGUCGGCCGGCGGGGCAGCGGCCGGGAGUCGGGGGCGGGUGCGUUGGUCAUGUUUCCCUUCGGGCCUCGUAGUCCCGAAGGGGACGAGGCGGCCGGAGCCGGGGCUGAGGAGCCGGCACCCAACGGAGGGCGGGCGGCAGUCACCGGGCCGCUCCCUUCCCCGCCCGCGCCGCCACCGCCCGGGGCUGACGCAGUCCCUCCCCCGUCGCCCUCCUGGAGCCCGCCCUGCCCCGGCGCCCCUUCGCUGCCCCCGGCCGCGUGCGCCGAGGUUCUGGAGUCCUCAGCUGCUGCCGCCCAGGGAAAGUCGUCGCCGCCCUCCCCUCCGCGCCGGCGACCCGGGCCAGACUGCAGGGUCGGAAGCCGGGGCCAGCACGGCCUCUGCGCCAGCCUGGGCGGCCCCGGCGCCCGGCUCUUCGGGUGGCUGAGAGCGCGCAGCCUGGGCCGCGGGCUGUGCGUGGACCCGGCGCGGGACAAUUUCCGCACCAUGACUAACCUCUACGGUUCCAUCCAUCCCGCGGACUCGGUGUACCUCAGCACCCGCACCCACGGUGCAGUCUUCAACCUCGAGUACUCUCCCGACGGGUCAGUGCUGACAGUUGCUUGUGAACAAACUGAAGUUCUGCUUUUUGACCCUAUAUCUUCAAAGCACAUAAAAACACUUUCUGAAGCUCAUGAAGACUGUGUAAAUAAUAUCAGAUUUCUUGAUAACCGGCUGUUUGCUACCUGCUCUGAUGACACUACAAUAGCACUAUGGGAUCUGAGAAAAUUGAACACCAAAGUAUGCACUUUACAUGGUCACACUAGCUGGGUGAAGAACAUCGAAUAUGAUACUAAUACAAGACUCUUAGUAACAUCAGGAUUUGACGGAAAUGUCAUUAUUUGGGACACCAACAGGUGUACAGAAGAUGGGUGUCCACAUAAGAAGUUCUUUCACACUCGUUUUCUCAUGAGAAUGAGAUUAACACCAGAUUGUUCCAAAAUGUUGAUCUCAACGUCCUCUGGGUAUCUCUUGAUUUUGCAUGAUCUUGACUUAACCAAGUCUUUAGAAGUAGGCAGCUAUCCCAUUUUGAGAGCAAGAAGAACUACAUCAAAUUCAGAUAUGACCACUUCAUCAAGUUCAUCUGGUCCUAGAGUUUCUGGUUCACCUUGUCAUCAUAGUGAUUCCAAUUCAUCUGAGAAGCACAUGUCACGAGCUUCACAGAGAGAAGGAGUUUCACCACGAAAUAGUCUUGAAGUCUUAACCCCUGAAGUUCCUGGUGAGAGAGACCGUGGAAACUGCAUAACAUCCUUACAGCUGCACCCAAAAGGCUGGGCCACUCUUCUGCGAUGCUCCAGUAACACUGAUGAUCAGGAGUGGACAUGUGUCUAUGAAUUCCAGGAGGGAGCGCCUGUGCGACCUGUCUCACCUCGCUGUUCUCUACGACUGACUCAUUACAUUGAAGAAGCCAACGUAGGCAGGGGUUAUAUCAAAGAACUUUGCUUCAGCCCUGAUGGGCGAAUGAUUUCUUCCCCACAUGGCUACGGGAUUCGCUUGUUGGGAUUUGACAAACAGUGCAGUGAACUGAUUGACUGUUUGCCCAAAGAAGCCAACCCCUUGCGGGUGACCCGUUCCCUGUACUCUCAUAAAGACGUGGUACUGACGACAAAGUUCUCUCCAACGCAUUGUCAGAUUGCCUCAGGGUGCCUCAGCGGGCGGGUUUCUUUGUACCAGCCGAAGUUUUAGGCACAACGUACAUCAAGUAAGGACUGCUUCUGCUGUUUGACUUAUAAAUUACUUCAAUUUAGGUGAAGUAUUUUAUUUUUAGAAGAUCUUAAAAGUUUGGGCCAAGAUCCUGGUUCUUACAGGUCCGUGAACACCCCUGACCCCAGGACUCGAGCGUCCAGCGCCCCAGGGGCCCGCAGGUGGCCUCCGCAGCGGCCCCCUGUGCAGCACGCCUCAGCUCCUGCUCACCUGGGCGCCGAGCGACGGCUCUUCUGGUGAUUGUGCAUGGUAGCUAUCGCCAACGUUCUUCUGUUUUUGUUUCUGGUGUGAAUUUUGUGGACAUUUGGCAGGAGUUUUGGUUGGGUUAGGAGAAACCUGUGAUACUAGUAUUGAAUAAAACCCAGAAGUUUGAUGUUGGCAUACUGAUUGUUGAAAAAGAAAUUUCAUCGUAUCAGUACACCUGGCCUUUUAAAGUUGCUGUUACGUUUCUCUAUAACGAGCACAGAUAAUGAAUGGCAUUUUUCUCAUGAAUGUUAAGUCUUGUAACAAAAUGUCUUUUAAAUUUCCUGUUAAAAUUACACGUAUUUUUUCAUCAUGAGGGAAUUUGUUGUUAAAUUUAAAGAAAAUAUUACCACCUCUCUUUGUAAUUUAUUUAUAUGGAUUUAAAAAUCUCUAGCAUGUGUCUUACUUGGUGUUUUGUUCCUGUGAACAGCUUUAAGAAGGAAAAGAGACAGAUGGGGCUUUGGUCAUUUCUACUGUAUAGAAGAGGUUUGAACUAUUAGAUAAGUCCACUCUCUGGCCACAGAGUGAGAACAGUGUGGCUUAGACUUUGUUUUCUCAGCCAGAUAAAGGGUGAAUCAAGAGUAGAGAGGUUGUUUUUACUUGUCUUUCUUCCUCGAGCCCGGUGGCACAAGCUGCAGUCUCUCACUGUUAGGGGAGCUUGCAGCCCUCUUCAAGAACUGCCAGACAGAACUUUUGUUGUGUUUUAUUAGUACACGGCAAGUAAAAAGCAUUAAGCAGGGGUCAAGCACAAGGCUGACUGCUGAAGCAAGCAGUCUUCUAGUCUCCUGCACUUUGAACGGUAUUGUGUUUUGAAGGGAUUUGCCAGAGGCCAGAGUAAUUGAAGCCACAUGCUAGCUUUUUACCUCUUAGACCACAUUCUUUUAGGCCAGUGGUUCUCAAAAAUUAUAAUCAUUGAGGAGCUUGUGAAAAACACAGAAACCUGGCCCUCACCAUGGGAGUCUUGGAUUCAGCCACGGUGAGGACAGGAAUCUACAUUUUUAAUAAGAACCCCAAGUAAUCUUUAUUCACAGUUUAAAAAACACUACCUUAAACAUUAUUAAAUACUUCUCUUCCCAUCAGUGCUUAACAUAACUCUGAGAAGGUGUUUUGAUGAUUUAAAAAACAGUAAAUGAAAGAAAUUUUUGAGGUAGAAAAUAACUUAAAAUGGAUCAAUCUCAUUAUUCGACAAAUGAGAAAAGUUAAGUAACUUAUCUAAAGUCAUCCUGCAAAAUUAGUGGCAAAGCUAGGACGUGAAUUCAAGUCUCCUAAUUCUUUGCUCAGGGCAAUUUCUAUUGUAUUAUGCUGGCUGUUAGAACAAUGCCUUAUGAACACUUUAAGCUGUAUUAUUGUGAAUACCCUUAAACUGGCCUGUAGAUUGAAAAAGGAUAGCAUGCGAAUAGAUGCUGGGAAUUCCAGCCAUAAGAAAAAAAGCAUUUUAAAUCUUACAGAAAUGUUUAAGGAACCCAAAUACGUGAAUAAAAAUGACACUUCUCUGUAGGUCCUACCAGACAGCCAUUCACACACAUGUAUGGAGGUUACAUCUUGCUUGGAACAAUAUUGGCUCUAGGACAAAUUUUUAAAAUUAGAUCAUUUUACCAUUGCUGUUCAAAAAAAUUGGAUGUUUUUAGUCAUCAAAAACAUUACCACAAAGUACAGUGAAAACAUAGGUUUUCCAUAAUUUUAAAAACUAUAUAUUUAAAAUAUUUGGAGGUAAAAACACCCAAUGUUAACAAUAAAACAAGCUACAAAGUAUAAUAAUUGUAUUGAUAAUUAAAAGAAGUUUCCAUAAAUUGUAUCCCUUUUGUCUAGAGUUCCAUGUCAGAUGCUGGGCCCACCUGUUGCCCAACUCUCAAUUUCAGUCUGACUUUUCAACCACUAUAGAGCAACCCAUCAUGUGUUAGAUGAUGUACAUACUUUGCUUCUAAACCUCACAAAAACCUUGCAAGGUAGGUGGCAUGAGCACCAGUUUACUUUGGAGGAAGUGACAGAAAGGUUAAGAGAUUUACCUUAAGUCACAGAGCUGGCAUCGGGUAGCAACACUGGGAUUCACACCCAGGUCAUUUUAGUCUAAAGCCCAUGCUUUCUACUCUAUCACUUUGCCCUUUAGUUUGUAAAGGACAAUAAGCUCGCCUGUUAAUUUAUUUGUUUAGCAUCUUCUGGAAGUUCUUUAUUACAUAGCUGGCUUAUUUUCUGCAUCACAUAAAAGAACUUACAAGACUGACAAUUUCCGUUAGAAUUAAUACAGCAGGAAGUGCAGGGCAUACAUGCAGUCCAAUCCUAACUAACAAGCCUCAAGCAGAUAAGUAGCUAUGAAAUUAAGAAAAAUAGAGGAUAGAGUCUUGUUUAACAAUAGAGCCACACAGGUGAGAAUUAAAAAUUAACAGCCAGCAAACUCAAGAGAACUGUUACCUUUGUCCUCUGUGAGGUGUGGUCAUGAUAAAAAAUCAGGAUAUUAACCAAGGAAUUAAAGGGCAUCAGGAAUACUACUGGAGAAAAUGACAUUUUAUAAUUUCAAGGUCCCAUUUCACUUGGAUUAUGAAAUCUAAUCUGGUGUAUUUUACUCUAAAUUUUAUUUAGCCUUUUUUAUUCAUGAUAAUUGUCAAGUGUAUUAUAAUUGGUAUAAUGUAUAAUUAUUGGUAAAUGUAAAUUUACAAGGUUGCUGCAGAACAGUAUAUUUAUGUCAAUGCUGUGUUGAAUGAGUUUAGGAACAUCAACUACACAGUAGUUCCUUAUUUUCAAUUGUGAAAAUGAAGUGGUUAAAGCAGAAGAGACCUCUAUUUUAAUCUUUUGAAAAUAUGUGUCGUCUUUUUUCACAGAAGCGCAAAGAACAUGUGUAUUUUGUUAUUUCUACUUGCUACAUCCCUGAAGAGGCUAUACCAAAAAUUUUAGGAAAAGGUACAUCACAUGUUCCCUGCUCCUAUGUCUAAAACCAAGAUCACAUUAUAUUAUAUAAUGGUUAAAGUUUUGUUUUCUAGAAAAGUGCAAUAUAGGAAACACACUGAGAAUCUUUUAGAAGCCUAGUGUUUCCCAUUAGUCAGAAUAUGUGGUAUUGGCAUCCAUAAAUAUCUGUUAAGCUUGUGUUUAGCAGAAGUACUCUGAUAAGUUACUGAUGAUGACAAUCAUACCCACUGAGUGACCAGCAGUCACUGAGAACUGUGAGAGUGCUCAGUGACAACCUCUGUUGGUCAUGAAAGAAAGCAGAGAUAGGCAUUUUUUGGUAACUAAUGCAUAUCUCUUAAGUGCCAAAAUUUUAACUUGUAGUUAUCUUUGAUGCAAGUCUUUCAGAUAUGUUAGUAUACCUCCUGCCUUCUUAAACAGCAUGCUCAGUAUAAUUCACUUUUUCAUGAAAAGUAAAAGCUAUAUUGGUAUAUUACAAAUAUCUAAUGAGUUCUGAUGUGUGUAAAAAAAACUUCAUAAAAUGUAAAGGGCUAUAACAAAUAUGAGUUAAUACCAAUUAUUAUAAAGUUAAUUCCCUCAGCCCUAGGUAUAUAUCAUCAUUUACCUCAGAUUGCUAGUAUUGGCUUUUUUAAUUUAAAGAAAUUUAUAUUUGAUAAGUAGUUUGUCUCCUACCACACUAUGAAUAUGCCUGCCUUUAACAUGCUCCCUACUUCCUUCUAAUACGCUGUGUUCAUCUGUUCUGAGCUGGGCCAUGAAAGAGCCAAGCCUGCUUAGUGUCUAAAGAGCCGCACAAGCUCUGGGUGCUGUGUUUGAGGCAGCUUUUUUGAUUGCUUACCCUCCUUCUGACAGGUUCACGAGAACCUUCUGAAUAACCGAAGUUCCCAGUUAAAGCUCAGGCUAGUGAUUUCUUGCAGUUGUCACUAAGUAAAAUACUACAAACUAAGGAUGCUGCUAGAUGAAGGAAUAAAGAGCAAUGUACCAAAGUAUGCGAAGCAACAACAAAGGCUGUGAAUUUGCCCAGGGGUCUUUCAUGCUUUUAAUGGAAAAAAAGAGUACGUGGAAAAAACAAUGAAAAUAAAAUCCAUGUAGACUAAAGAGUACCUUUGAUACCAUUAAACUGUCAAUAACCAUUAAAAUACAUGCUUGAAUUAUCACACAUUAUUACAAAGAAUAGUUUAGUCUCACUGCAGAAUAAGAUUGUACAGAAAUGUAUACCCUGAAGACGACUCCUAGGAAUUUCUCCCAUUCAGAUAAUGGAAAUUACUAUCAAAAGGAAAGUCUCAAAUAUACUUGUAUGCUGCCCUCUUUAGUUGUAAAUGAUUAGUGAUAGAAUAUGGGUUUCAUCAAAAGCUCCAAGGAACACAUCUCACAUAUGCACACCUCCCAUAUGUAUAUGUAAAUGUCACUGUAAAUGAAAAUGUCACCCAGAGAUAAUAAAAUAAUUUUAAAAUUUAAGUUGGUA
Molecule: messenger RNA, 6394 nt
Organism: Manis javanica (Malayan pangolin)
Lineage: Eukaryota; Metazoa; Chordata; Mammalia; Pholidota; Manidae
Gene: DCAF10
Product: DDB1 and CUL4 associated factor 10
Cellular component (GO): Cul4-RING E3 ubiquitin ligase complex
Molecular function (GO): protein binding
Source: RefSeq, a predicted model, not a curated record